Molecule: messenger RNA, 18750 nt
Organism: Limanda limanda (common dab)
Lineage: Eukaryota; Metazoa; Chordata; Actinopteri; Pleuronectiformes; Pleuronectidae
Gene: adgrv1
Product: adhesion G protein-coupled receptor V1
Exons: 94
Coding region: 1-18609 (6202 amino acids)
Biological process (GO): G protein-coupled receptor signaling pathway; cell communication; cell surface receptor signaling pathway
Cellular component (GO): membrane
Molecular function (GO): G protein-coupled receptor activity
Source: RefSeq, a predicted model, not a curated record
AUGCUCCCUGUCCUCCUGCUAGCUGGGUUGAUUCUGGCUCUGUCCAUCCCUGGCACCGCGUCCGAGUCCGCCACGCUGCGGUUCCUGGGACAGACGGACUUUGUCGUCAAUGAGAGCAGCACAGCUGUGGUCCGGCUGGUUGUGGAGAGAGUCGGAGACCCGGUCAAUGUGACGGCUUUGGUUUUGCUAGAGGGAGUGGACACAGGGGACUUUGAGGCCGUCAAUGCUGCAGCCUUUCUGCUGUCCACUGAGUCCAGUAAGACCAUCUUCAUCGCUGUGAAAGAUGACGACCUGCCUGAAGCCGAUGAGACGUUUACCUUCAACCUUAAAGUACAGAGUUCGUCCAAUGGCGUGACACUGGGGACGCCAAACAAGGCGACCAUCACCAUCCUGUCCAAUGACAAUGCCUUCGGAAUAAUUGCCUUCAAUUCAACUGAGGAGAUCGUAGUUGAUGAACCAAGAAGAAGGAACCAUUAUGUGCCUUUCACGCUAAUUAGAGAGAAGGGAACAUAUGGGUCCGUGACCGUGAACUAUGAGAUCUCUGAAGGGCCCAACCCGGCCAUCGAGGAUCUCAGUCCAGACAGAGGCACCAUCACCAUCCCUGUAGGACAAGCUGUAGUGAACUUCAGUAUCCUCAUCCAGGAUGACCAGAUCCCAGAGGAUGAUGAGGUAUUUUCUGUCAGACUCACGGGUGUGGCAGGUGGAGCCCUCCUCCGGCCCAAUGCCAGCAGUGUCCAGCUGAGAAUCCGGCGUAAUGACAGCCCCCUGCGGUUCUCCCACUCCAUCAUGGCAGUGCCCGAGUCCGCUGGAGUCAUCUCCAUCAAUGUGACCCGGGGUCGACUGACUGAAGACGGGCCACUUGUCGGCUCUGUCGACUCUGAGGUCUCUGUUGAUUACAUGGUGGUGAGCGGUGAAGGACUGGGCAGCGCCACGCCAGCUGUGGAUUUCUUGGACCUGCAGCCGGUCAGCAGGGUCACGUUCCCUCCGUUUGUUUACCAGACGAGCCUUCUGUUUAACAUCAGUGACGACGCAGUGCCAGAGAUCGCAGAAUCCUUCCACCUGGUCCUGCUGGAGGAGACCCUCAGAGGAGAUGCAGUGCUCAUAUCACCUAAUGCCGUGCUGGUCACCAUCGAACCCAAUGAUAAGCCUCACGGCGUCCUGUCAAUCAGCAGCAGCGCAGUCAUUCAGCCAAUCAGCAUCAACGAAGAUCUGACACAGAGAUUUGAUGGCAUCACCAUCGUAAGGAACGGAGGCAGCUACGGUGCCGUGUCUGCCAACUGGUCCAUCAGCAGAAACUCCAGCGAUGGUUCCCCGGUGUCAGAUGACUUGGCGCCCGCCGCGGGGACGGUGAAGUUUGCCGCCGGUCAGGUGGCCGCUGUGAUUCCGAUAAACAUUGUGGGAGACGAUGAACCUGAGGAGGCAGAGGCCUUCACUCUCAGACUGCUGCCGAAUACUGUCACUGGAAACGCAGAGAUCGACGAACCCAUGGAGAUGGUCUUCUACAUCCAAGACAGCGACGAUGUCUACGGGCUUUUCCGGUUCGACCCUUCAAAAGAGCAAAGCAUCCAGAGCCAACCCACGGGCCGUUUCCUCUCAUUGAGUUUCAUCCGAGAAGGCGGCACCCUGGGUGACGUGUCGAUGACCCUCACAGCCCUCUACAUUCCUGCAGGUCCAAUAGACCCAUCAUUGGCCCGUGACCAGAUACUGAACGUCAGCAGAUCUGUUAAUGUGGUGUUUGGGCGCGAGCGGGUGGUGAACGUCACACUGCCGAUCAGGAAUGAUGCCUUCCUGCAGAACGGAGCUAAUUUUUUAAUACAGUUAAAUACACUGGAACUCGUCGAUAUCAACCCCAAGAUCCCUUCAAACAGCCCGAGGUUCGGGGGACCUCUAAACCUGACCUUAAAUGUCACUCCUGACAUUGCUAACGGGGAAAUCGGCUUUACCAGUAACACCACAGUGGUGGUUUAUGAACCAGAGGAUAGCAACACCAGCACAGUGAGCCUCCCUCUGCGACGUGACGGCACAGACGGGCAGGCUGUCGUGUUCUGGAGUCUCCAGCCAAUCGGAGCCAAUCGCCAAGAUGUUACCACUGAAGACCUGGAGCCUCUGAGCGGCUCUGUCGUCUUCCUCUCUGGGCAGAGCGAUGCCUCCAUCAACCUCACCAUCAUGGCUGACAAUAUCCCAGAAGUGAACGAGACCUUACUCCUAACUCUGGAUAGGAGUAAUGUUGAGAAUCAGAUCCUGAAAGCUGGCUUCACCAGCAGAGAGAUUGUCAUUAUGGAGAACGACGACCCUGGAGGAGUCUUUGAGUUCUCCCCGUUCUCCAGAGGUCCAUGGGUGAUUAAUGAGGGUGAGGCUGUGGAGCUGCAUGUGGUCCGAGCCCAGGGACAGCUUCUGAAACAGCUGGUGCGAUAUGCUGUCAUGCCUUCAGGCAACACUGAAUUCUACGGUGCCACGGGCAUCCUGGAGUUUAAACCAGGCGAGAGAGAGGUGGUGGUGGCACUAGUGGCAAGGCCUGAUGGCGUGCCGGAGCUGGAUGAGACUUUUUCCGUGGUUCUCAGUAGCCACAGCACUCCACCCAGUCGUCUAGGCAACCACAGGGAGGUCAACAUCACAGUGCGGAAGAACGACGACCCCUUUGGGGUCAUUGAGUUCAUCCAAUCAGGACUGACAGUGGCCAUCAAUGAGAGCAAGGAGAACGAGACGCACAGGGCUGUAUACCCUGUAGUGAGGAGCAGGGGUCAUUUCGGAGAGGUGUCAGUGGCGUGGGUCCUGGAGCCGGUCCUGUCCGGAGACGUCAGCCCCCUCCAGGGAUACAUCACCUUCGAGGAGGGAGAGUACCUGAAAAAUCUUACUCUCUUCUCUGUCCCCGAUGAGAUCCCAGAGGAGAUGGAGAAUUUCACCAUCUCACUGUUAAAUGCCACAGGUGGUGCAAGACUUGGAAACCUACUCAAUGCCACUUUACAGAUUAAUAAGAAUGAUGACCCCAUUUACUUUUCUGAACCUGUUGUCGUGCGGCUCCAGGAAGGAGAGGUCGCCAACUUCACCGUUCUGAGGGCAGGGCGGGCCGACUUUGUUGCCACGAUGAUGUACCGAGUGGAGUACGGCGACGCGUCACCGGGUGACCUCACCCUGCUGAGUAACGACACGUUGCUGGUGUUUGACGUGGGUGAAUGGAUGAAGAACAUCUCUGUGGCCGUGGAGGACGACAACACACCAGAGACCGAUGAGCCCUUCUACAUUGUUCUCUACAACGCCACUGGUGAUGCAGUCGUGUAUGGAGCUCACACAGCGACUGUGGUGAUCGAGGCCAACGAUGAUGCCAACGGGAUUUUCUCCCUGGAACCCACAGAGAAACCAGUGAAAGAGGGCAAGACCAAUAAUUUCAAUGUCCUGCGUGCAAGGGGCCAUUUUGGUAAUGUUACAGUCUUCUGGCAGCUGUUUGCCAAUGACUCAGUGACUCCUCUGGAGGAAAACCAGGAGUUUACCAACACAUCUGGCUACAUCACCUUCACUACAGGGGAAGAGAGUAAGCCCAUUAUCCUGGAAGCCAUCUCAGAUAAGCUUCCGGAGUUCAAUGAGUUCUACAUCCUCAGUCUGGUUAAUAUCUCAGGUGGUUACCCAGGGGAAGGGGGACGACUGGCCGAGACUUCUCUGAACGCCUCUGUUUUCAUCCCCUUUAAUGACGACCCGUUUGGCGUCUUUGCCAUCGCUGACAGCAACCUGGACCAAGAAGUAGCCGAAGAUGUACUCUCAGAAGAUGAUAUGGCUGAUGUCACUUCCUUCACCAUCCUACGGCAGCAGGGUACUUUUGGUGAUGUGCGUGUUGCCUGGGAGAUUGUUUCUGGCCGCUUCCCAGAGGGCCUUCCUUUGAUGGAUGACCUGCUCCUUCUAGCUUCCUUCCCAGAUGAGGUCGAGCUCAGGCCUCACGCCAGGAGACACCACUCAGCCACAGACACGUGGUUUUUCUCUGGGCUCCCCGGUGCUUAUGGGACCAUCUCGCCCGAAGAUGGGCCUGCUGCUGUCAGCAAUUUCACCUUCUCUGCCUGGCUUGUGCCCAGACCAGACACGGAUGGCUUCAUAGUCUCCAAAGGAACCAGGAAUGGGACCUUGUAUUAUGGAGUGAAGGUCCACACUAAUGAGUCUCAUGUCAUAGUGAUGCUGUACUAUACAGUAAUAGGAUCAAACAUUACUCAGAUGGCCCGGGCCAGUGCUGAGAAGUUCGUAGAGGAUAACACGUGGUUACAUGUCAUCAUUACUGUUGAUGAUGGGAUUAUUCAGUUCUUCUUGGAUGGGAACCCUAUUCCUGGUGGUCUGAAGAGCAUCAAAGGGGAGGGCAUCAGUGAUGGACCUGCAACACUGUUCAUUGGCUCAGAUCCUGAGGGUGAACAGCGCUACACAGGCCUUCUCCAGGAUGUUCGCUUAUAUCACAUCAAGCUGAACCGCAGCCACAUCCACGAGCUUCACACCCAGCCCGCCAAGACAGACCUGCGGAGCAUCUCAGGUUACCUGCGCUACCGUCAGGACGAGAGGCAGAAGUCGUUUGUGGUGGAGACCAGGGACGAUGAUGAAGAAGAGGGUGAGGAGGUGUUCUACCUGCAGCUGGUGGCGGUGCGCGGAGGAGCCCGUCUCCCCCUCCUCAGACCCACAGCCAUUUUGCGAGUCAUGAAGAGUGACAAUGCCAAUGGGCUUUUUGGAUUCACUGGUGCCUGCAUACCUGAUACGGCUGAAGAAGGCUCCACUGUCUCUUGUGUGAUCGAGCGUAUGCGGGGAUCCCUGGACCACGUUUACGUCAACUACACUGUAACCCAACUGGACAGGUUGAACAAUGACACGGCAGCACAUCAGGAUUUUGUCAAUGCCACCGGAGCUGUGCUUUUUCUGCCUGGACAGCGUUCUGAGGUACUAAACCUGUUGGUGUUGGAUGAUAACAUCCCAGAGCUGGCAGAGUCCUUCCAGAUCACACUGGAGUCCACAGAGACUGGCGAUGGGAAGCCAGGUUCCACUCCUACCAGUGGUGCAAGCAUCGACCCAAAUAACUCCGUCAACACCGUCACUGUCAUAGCCAGUGAUCAUCCUUAUGGCCUGCUGCAGUUCCAGCCAAGUCCUCCAGGGGAGGGGUUGAUCUCUCCAGCGUUGGAACCUGCCCACAUCACCAUUAACGAGGAAGAUGGACAAAUCCGUCUGCCAGUGGCCAGGGCCCAAGGACUCCUGGGAAGAGUCAUAGUAGGAUAUAGGACAACCCCUUUCACAGCAUCCAGCCCUGAAGACUACGAGGACUCGGAUGGUGUGCUGGAGUUUCUUCCGGGGGAGAGGUUGAAGUUCAUCACCGUGACCAUCAUUGACAAUCCCGUCCCUGAGCUGGACAAGAUCUUUAGGGUGGAGCUCUACAAUGCCGACGCAGGAGUGGAUCAGUUUCUGCAUAGUGAGGGAAGUGGAAGUGGGGAGAGUGACUCUGACUUCCUCCUUCCAUCCUAUCACCAUCAUGGUAACUUGGGAGUUGCAUCCCACAUCACAGUGACCAUCGCUGCCUCAGACGAUGCCCAUGGAGUUUUUCAGUUUAGUCCUGACUCGCUCUUUGUCAAUGGGACAGAACCUGAGGAUGGAAGCAGCUCUGUCAUCCUGCAGGUGGAUCGGUCCUUUGGAGACCUCUCCAAUGUGACUGUGUAUUGGGAAGCUGACCCCAGCUCUGAGGGCGAGCUCCUUAGCAGGUUCGGGAACAUCACCUUUGGUGUCGGUCAGACGUCAGAGAACAUUAUCAUAGAAGUGGCUCAGGAUGAGAUCCCGGAGCUGGACAAGAGUUUCACUGUUUCUUUGGUCAACGUCUCACACGGUCGCCUGGGAGCCCAGACAUCUGCAACUCUGACUGUGCUCGCCAGUGACGAUCCUUACGGCGUUUUUGUAUUCGCUAACUUAACAAAGUCUGUCCGACUCCCUGAAUCUGACUCAACUGUUUCCCUCACCAUCCUGAGACUCAGAGGCCUGAUGGGUCAGGUGCGAGUCACAUAUCGGACCCUAAACGAGGCAGAUCCGGACCCUUACAGGAUUCCAGGGGUGGGCCGAGCCACUGAGGGGCGGGAUUUUGUUCCCCUCGAUGAUUCGGUUGUUUUCUCGGCCAAUCAGAGUGAAGCGAAUAUCACUCUGAGAGUUUUGGAUGAUGAGGAUCCAGAACGAGACGAGGUCGUGUUCGUGAAGCUGAUCAGUGUUCAGCUUAUCGAAGGAGAGCAGGAGAGGCUCAUUUCCAACUCCCCGGCUCUUGGCUCCAAAACUGACACCGUAGCCCAGGUGGUGGUGGGGGCCAGCGACGAUGCUUUCGGCGUCCUGCAGCUGUCGGCCUCUGCUGUCAGUGUGGCUGAGAACUACGUGGGGCCCAUAAUAAACGUCACGCGGGUCGGUGGGAUUUUUGCUGACGUGUCUGUUAAGUUCAGAGCUGUGCCUUUGACCGCCAGAGUCAGUGAAGACUACAGCGUAGCCUCCAGUGACGUGGUCCUCUUAGAGGGGGAGUCCAGUAAAUCUGUGCCCGUCUACGUCAUUAAUGACUUGGUUCCCGAGCUGGAGGAGACUUUUCUCAUCGAGCUGAUCAACCAGACGACUGGAGGGGCUCUGCUGGGGGAACUCACACGUGCCAUCAUCACCAUUCUGCCUUCUGAUGACCCUUUUGGUGCCUUCGUCUUCCAGGCCAUUCCAAUUACCGUGGAGGAACCAGGAUCUAACUCCAUCGAGGUCACGUUGCCAAUAGUGCGUAACGCUGGAACUAUCGGCACAGUGGUGGUGCAAUGGCAGGCGACUGUCAAUGGUAAACUAGCAGUGGGAGACAUUAGGCCGACAUCAGGAGAAGUGAGAUUUGCUCCUGGAGAAACAAUGAAGACGCUCCAGGUGGAGAUUCUGCCUGACGACAUUCCUGAAAUCACAGAGAUAAUUAAGGUGGAGCUUACUGGUGCCAGUAAUGGAGGAAACCUUGGAACUGAUACAUCUGUUGAUAUAAUUGUGCCUGCCAAUGACAACCCAUAUGGGACAGUCUACUUUGCACAGUCUGUUUACCGCAUUCAGGAGCCACUGGAGGGAGUUUACAGAGCCAAUAUUUCUGUUCACAGAAGAGGUGGGGACUUUGGUCGCUUGGAAAUCGUGUACAGCACCUCUGAGAUUGACAUCGUUGGCUUGGCUCAGGCUGACGGCCGGAACCUGCUGACGUACUAUGACCUCCCGAAAGCAGCCGUUCCAUCAACGAGCCCCAUUGGGACGUUUAACCUCACCGGUCAAAGUGAUCCCCUGUCUGUGUGUACCGCUGCGUGUCUGAGGGAGCGUGCCUGCCAGGCCUUCUCUCUGACCACAGGGGCGGCCCGACCAUCCUGCACGUGGGUGACUUCAGUGGCCGACGAGCUCACCUCCAGAGCAAAUGUUAUGACAUACUUCAAAAACGUCACUGCAGCUGCUGUGCUGUUCAGUGCCCAGGCUGUGGCAGGGGGCGAUUACACCCCUGUGACAGCUCAGCGCGCCUUCAUGGAGGAUGGGUCACAGGUCGCCAGCCUCACAGUCCAAAUCUUAACGGAUAAAUUCCCUGAGAUGGAUGAGAGCUUCUCCAUACAGAUCUUAAAGGUAGAGCUGCUGAAUCUGAGUGUGGCGCAGAAGAACCUGCCCUCGAUCGGCCAGCCAGACAAGGCCUUGGUGACCAUAGCGAUGAACGGAGAUGCAUUCGGUGUAUUUUUGAUAUACAGCCUCAGUCCUAAUGCCACUGAUGAGGGGCUCUACCUGGAGGUCCGGGAAGAGCCCGGGGUCGUGGUGCCCCUGGUUAUAGAGAGAAGAGGAGGGAAUCUGGGCACUGUCUCAGUGGAGUGGAGGUUUGUUGGAGGAAAGGCCACACCAGACGCUGACUUCACUGGGACGGGAGGAACUCUGGUAUUUGAUGGUGACCUGAAGAAGACCAUAGAGAUAGUAAUCAGAGAUGAUAUCGAGCCGGAGGACAACGAGAGCCUCAUGAUUGGUCUAGUUAACCCGGAGGGAGGAAGUCGAAUCCUGCCCAGCUCUGAUACUGUAACCAUAGUGAUACUGGCUAACGACAACGUGGCUGGGGUUGUCGGAUUCCAUCCAGCCUCACGUUCUGUCAUCGCCAGAGAGGGAGAGAGGCUGUCCUUACUGGUGUUGAGAACAGCUCCAGCUCUGGGUAACGUCACUGUAGACUGGACUGCAACAGGACCCCUUGUGCACCGGACCUUCACCCAGACCUCAGGGACACUGUUCUUCACUGAGAGAGAACUAAACACCACCAUCGUUUUGCAACUCCUUGAUGAUGCAACACCAGAGGACAUGGAUGAAUACAAAGUUUCCUUGUCCAACAUUCAGACUCUCGGUGUUGUGGUGACAGGUCACGCUGCUCUGGAUGUUCCGGGCAGUGAGGCGGUGCUCACUGUGGACACCAGUGAUCAGCCCUAUGGGCUGCUGAGCAUCGCCCAGUCAUCCCUCAGGGUGACCACAGAGGAGCGGGACAGGACGAUACAGAUCUAUGUCAACAGAGAGUUUGGAGCCUCAGGAGCUGUGAAUAUCACCUAUGAGGUGUUAAGGGGCUCUCUACAGGACCUGUCCCAGGUAGAGGGGGCUCUUGCUGACCCGGGACAAGACUUCAUCUCUGGUGCUGGAUCUGUGAUCCUUCAGGAUGGACAGACUUCUGUUGGCAUCCCUGUUACCAUACUGGAGGACGACAUUCCAGAGUUGCAAGAGUUCUUCCUGGUCAACAUAACAUCAGCUGUACUCAUCACGACCCUUGCCACUGCUCCCGUGUUAGACACCCAGGGUUUGGUUGCAGAGGUCAGCAUUGCUGCCAAUGAUGGAAUUAGAGGAGUCAUCGAAUGGACAAACACCAUGUACGAAGUGAAUGAAACUAUCAGGUCACUGACUCUCGUGGCCUACAGGAGCAAGGGGACGUAUGGAAACGUCUCUCUGUUCUUCUAUGCUCAGAAUCUGGAGGCUCAACAGGGACUGGACUACAACGCCAGUGAAAGGACACUCCAGUUUGUAGAUGGCGAGAGGCAUAAGUUUGUAGAAGUGCAGAUCAUCGAUGACGACAUUCCAGAAGGAGCUGAGAGAUUCCAGCUCAUCCUGUCCGAGCCUUCCACUGGUCUGGAGCUGGGCACCAACACCACAGCCACCGUGAACAUCAUGGCCAGUGACGAUGGACAUGGCGUCAUUUCCUUCAACACCAGCGAGCAUUUCUUAUUGAGAGAACCCACAUCUGUAGUGGGGCUGGGUGAGAGUGUGGCCACACUGUACGUGGUGCGGAACCCAGAGGAAGGCACAUUCGGCGCCGUGACUGUUCAGUUUACCAUCACAGAUGCCAACGGCAGCCUAGCAGAGGGCGAUCUGAAGCCAGCACAAGGGUUUGUGGUGCUGGAGGAUGGAGUCAGAUUUGAGAUGCUGGAGAUCUGGGCAGUCCUGGACGCUGAGCCUGAAGUGAAUGAAACCUUCACCGUGACCCUGUCCAGCCCAACGGGAGGCGCACGGCUGGGAGAUCAACUCCAAACCUUCAUCACCGUCCUGGAGAACCUGGCUCCUUCUGGCUUGUUCCGCAUCGGACCCACACUCAACAGGACGAACACAGAAGUGGUUGCUGAUGAAGGUGGCCGAACAGUCUUCCUCACCGUGUCUCGGAGCAAUGGUCUGGAGUCAGCUGUCAGUGUGGAAUGGGAGACGCAGCCUGGCACAGCUGUUGCCUCUGCCGGUCACCUUCCAGUGAUGGGUGUAUACCAGAGCUUUGAGGACAGACCCACAUCUGCUUGGUGCUUCCUCCCGGAACAACUGUCUGUCCUGGCUAUGAGGCUGGACAGGAGGCCCUUUAAUGGAUCCCUCCACACCUCGGCCACGCUGUAUCGAUGGCAGGGUGUAUUUGUGCCGUCAGAGUCCAUUAGGGUUCAGGACCCCCGCUCUUGUGUUGGGUUUGCAGUGAAUGGUUCUACCUACAUUGGUAUUACACACAGUGGCCCCCCGUUUGCCCCCGCUGCCAACCUCAGCAUCUUCAAACUGCACAAGGACCUCAACAUCACAUUGGAACAAACUUUAGGUGUUGAAGCUCUGGAUGUGAAACACUUCUCCACUGAAGGCAGAGAUUAUCUCAUAGCAUCGAGCCAGAUCUUUGUCUGGAGUGGUGGCUCCUUUACCCUCCACCAGACCCUGGACGUUGAACAGGAGAUCCUCAGUGUGACUCCGUUCACCCGUGGAGAUGUUCCCCACCUCGUGGUGUGGGUGAACAGCGUGACCGUCAGUUGCCUCCUUCUUCGAUGGAACAAUGGACGAUUUCAGAAUCCAAAGCCCCUCCCUCUCUCCGGAAGAGCCAGUCAGGUGGAGACGAUCACCACGAGAGCAGACGACACUAUUCUUAAUAUUGUGUGUGUGUGUGUUUCAGCUUCCUGUGAGGUGUUACAGUGGGCGUCACAGCAGCUGUCACCACAGCUCUAUCAAUCUAUUCCUCACCCAGGCCUCACCUCAGUUCACCCCUUCACUUCAUCCGGCAUCACUUAUGCUCUGUUGGCUGGAGGAAAUGGCUCAGUCCUCUACUCCUGGAGGUCCGAUGUAAACCUGUUCACCAUGAUCCUGAGGGCACCCCCAGCCGUUAGCUUCCUCUCUCUCAUGGUCCCGUCCCUCAACACCACCAAGACCCUCCUGGCUUCCACUGAGGAGAACGGCUCCACCGUCUACGAGUUCACCUCGGUCUCUAAUCAGUCCGAUUUCAUACCCAGUUUUGGGGAGUUGUUCUUCGCACCAGGUGACAGCGAGCUGGAGGUCGCGGUGAACAUCGUGGAUGACGACAUCCCAGAGGUGCAGGAGCAUUUCCAGGUCGGCCUGAAGAAUCCGAAGGGAGGGGCUGAGAUCGGAUUUGGUGGUCAGGUGACUAUACUUGUCCCGACCAAUGACGAUGCCCAUGGAGUCAUCGGCUUUGCUCAGGAUUCUUUAUCCAUGGAGGUGGAGGAGUUGGAGCAAAAUAAUCAGAUUUCUCUCAGUGUGGAGAGAAGAAGAGGCACUUUUGGCAGACUGACUGUUCACUGGGCUGCAAGUGGCAGUCUGGCUGACAUAUACCCCACAUCAGGAGUGGUGACCUUCUCAGAGGAUCAAUCAUUGGCCAUAAUCUCACUGGCCGUGAUCGCAGAUGGCGUCCCCGAGCUGACGGAGAGUGUCACCAUCACCCUCAUGGACGUCACCACCGUGGGGCUGCAGGACCUUCGACAGGCGGCAGUCAUCGACAAGCAUCGGGCACAGGCUGCACUCUUCAUCCUGCCAAAUGGCUCUCCCUACGGGGUGAUUGGAUGGCAUCUGGACUCCCAGUUUACACUAACACAAGAACCACAGAGGACUCCAGUCAAUGUAACCCUGUCCAUAGUGAGGGAGCAGGGCUCUUCAGGUGAGGUGGCAGUCCAUUACCAGACCAGGCCAGCUCUGUACCAGCCCCCAUCCAACCAGGCCACGGCAGGACAGGAUUACACGGCCAAAGAAGACACCAUCAUCAUGACACAUGGGGCCACCGUGGCUCUUGUCACUGUCACAAUCCUGCCGGAUGACAUUCCCGAGCUGGCAGAGAGUUUCCUGGUGAACAUCACCAGUGUGGAGCUGGUCGGGGGCUCAGUGGGAGCAGGGCAGCCCAGUGUGAAACGGCUGGGUAUGGAAGUAGCAGAGGUCACCAUCCAGGAGAACGAUGACCCUCGAGGGAUUCUGCAGUUCAAUGUGUCAGAGGAUAUUCUUGGAAGAGUGCUGGCAUAUGAGAUACCACCACCAGACAACGUCCUCUCUCUGUCAGUGGUGCGACUCGCUGGUGCAACUGGAAGACUGGUCAUCUACUGGGAUGCUCAGCCAAUCACAGCAGAUCUCAAUGAUUUCAGCCCCACAUCUGGAAACAUCACCUUUCAAGAUGGACAGAGCGAGGCCAUACUUGCCAUCAGCAUCCUGGACGAUGAACAAGUGGAGACUUUGGAGACGUUCACGGUGAAUUUGCUGCGUGUGAUUGGUGGCGCUCGACUCGGAGAGGUGACCUCUAUAACUGUCAGUAUUCCAGCCAAUGACUCACCUCUGGGACGAUUUGGAUUUCAAGAAUUGGAGGUUACCAUCAGUGAGCCAGAGUUUGUGGAUGACCCCGCGGCGGUGGCGACACUAGUAGUGUGGCGUAGUGCAGGAGGUGAGGGGGCAGUGACGCUGGUGUGGCAACUGGAAGAUCAGGCCUCAGAUGACCUCUCACCUCUCAAUGGAACUCUCGUCUUCACUGAGUCCGAGUCUAUGAAGACAUUUAUGAUCAGAGCCCUGGCUGACUCUGUUGUGGAAGGAGAGGAGCACUUCACUGUCCGGCUGCUUCCUGCCGGGAGCGGUGCUGUCAUCGACCCUUUGAAUGACAUGGUCACCAUCACCAUCAGGGCAGGAAAAGCCGCACUCGGGAUUAUCGGAAUAGCAGAGUCGUCCAGGAGCAUCCUCAUCGGAGAACCUCAGGGAGAAUACAAUGGCAGUGCUGUGGUCAGCCUUGUGCGAGGGCCUGGUGUGUUUGGAGAAGUCCAGGUUUACUGGAACAUCACUCCAGCUGAGGUGUCUGAGUUUGAAUCGAUUUCUGGCACUGUGACUCUGAGAGACAGACAGUCUGAUGCCACCAUUAUUCUCAAGGCUCUGGAUGAUGAACUUCCUGAAGUGCGUCGCGAGUACCAGCUGACACUGACCUCCGCUACCCCUGGAUUAGAAAUAAGUCCGAUAGCCAGACAUGGCACGGUUAUCAUGGCAGCCAGUGACAACCCCCACGGCCUCUUCUCCUUCGCUCAGCGCCAGAUCAGGGCAACGGAGGAGGAGGGAAUGGUGAAUGUGACAGUCGAACGCUCUUGGGGCAGUCUAGGCAGCGUGUGGGUGACCUAUCAGACGUCGGGCGACACAGCGGUGAGUGGGGGGGACUUUGCUCCAACUUCAGGACGACUGCUGUUCAGCCCCGGUCAGACCUCGCAGCAGGUCACACUGCGUAUUGAAGACGACCGUGUUCCAGAGGGGCCUGAGAUGUUCUUCUUCAACAUCACUGACCUGGAGUUAGUCAAUGACAGUGCUGUGGACUACACAGUGAGAGAGUCAGGUCUCCGGCUGGAUCAACCUCCAGCUUUAGGCAACUACACCUCUCUCACUGUGGUCAUACCAAAGAAUGACAACAUUGAGGGCAUCCUGGAGUUCAGACUGGACUACGUCAGUAUAACAGUUGAGGAGGAUGUAGGCAGUGUGUUGAUUCCGGUGGUGAGAAGCGUGGGCUCGUAUGGAUCCGUCUCAGCUCAGUUCAUCUCCAGAGGCUUGAGUGCCACCCCUGACAUAGACUACAUCCUGUAUAACGGCUCAGUGACGUUUGUCCAUGGCCAGAACACCAGCUAUAUCAAUGUGACUAUCAUAGACGACCCUGACAGUGAAUAUGCAGAGGUAUUUGAGGUCCUGCUGACUGGAGCAACAGGAGGAGCUGUUCUGGGCGCUCAGCGUGUUUCCAGGGUAACCAUCAGCAAGAGUGACUCUCCAAGUGGAGUGGUCCGUUUCCUCAACGAGAGCCUCCUCACUGUGGUCAACCCCGACUCCACUCUCAAGCUCAAUCUUGUACUGGAGAGAGCUGGAGGCCGAGUGGGCAAUGCAACGGUUGCUUGGAUCGUCCGAGGCCCCAACAGCCGAGAGGUUCUCCCUCCAAUCAAUACAGACAUUAGAGAGCCUGUGAGUGGGUCCUUCUUCUUUAUGGAUGGAGAGGAAGUUACACGCACCAUAGAGCUGCUGAUUCUCCCCCACGGAGAGGUGGAGGUGGAAGAGACAUUUAUCAUAGAGCUCAGCAUUUUGUCUGGAGAGAUGGAGGUUGAUCCUCAGGCUGGUUCCAUAACACUGAAGAUAGAGAAGUUUGGUGACCCAAACGGUAUCGUCCAGUUUGCUCCGGACGCUCUUAGAGACCAUGUCUACAAUGAAUCCACAGAGGCAGAGAGCCCACUCAACAUUUCCCUGUCAAUCACGCGCAGAGAGGGGGUCAUGGGCAACAUCACCGUGCACUGGCAGAUACAGAGUGACUCAGACACAGCAGGGGACUUCCUCGCGUUAGCUGGGUCAGUGAUGAUUCCGGAGGGUCAACGGGACGGUGAAAUUGUCCUCAGCCUGAUGCCUGAUACAGUGCCAGAGCUGGAGGAGCUCUACACUGUCCGACUCAUGGCUGUGGAGGGGGGUGCUACUCUGGAUGCCAACCCCAACCUCAUCAGCACCCACAUUAGGGUGCGUGCUAAUGAUGACCCCCACGGUGUCUUUUCCCUGAACCCUGAGCAGCAGUCUAUAGUGGUUGCAGGAACCGGGUCAGAGGUCACAAGGGCUCUGGUCAUGAACUUGACACGGCUCGCGGGGCUGUUUGGCAACGCCAGUGUGGGCUAUAAGAUCAGUGGAGGAAUGGAUGAACUGAUGGACAUGGAGGAGAUACUGGGAGGACAAGCUGAAGGAAGGGUGUUCAUGAGGGAAGGAGACACCACCAGUACUCUCACUGUGCUCAUCACCAGCCAGGUGUUUUUGUCAGUGGGUGAAAGCUUCACAGCAGAGCUCACGGAUGCUAGACUGGUCGGCCCCGUCCUCGGCUCCCCGCCUCGCCUCCUUCACGAGGCCAGCGUUGCUAUGGUGACUGUGCCCGAAGAAGCUGCCAGCUCAGAGGUUGGCUUCGCCUCCCUGGCUCUGCAGGUUUCAAGUUUAGAAACGGGGACGUGUGAGGCAACGGUGACACGAACUGGGCUGUUUGGGGACAUCAGGGUGCAGUGGAGAGCCGGGUAUCCAUCAGGAGAAGAUUUACCAGGCUUCAGGACAGGAGACAUCACCCCAAGCUCAGGCUCACUGACCCUGGCCCAUGGAGAGAGGACCAAAUCUUUAUCUCUCACAGCCAUUGCUGAUGCAUUAGAGCCAACUUCCUAUGCUGUGCACCUCACCGCUGCCAGCUCUAGCACUGCUGCUGUCAAACUCAGGUCAGGCUUCACCACAGCAGAAGUGGAGCCACUGGGGAUCUACCAGUUUGCCCCUGACUCCCGGCAGCUAGUUAUCGCAGAGGACAUCCAGACGAUAACACUUUAUGUUCAGAGACUCUACGGCUCUCGUAGCAAUACCAGCCGCAUUUCCUAUAAAACCAUAGCCGGCAGCGCAGCAGCAGGAGAGGACUUUCUCGCGGUGCCUAAUGGCCGAGCUGUCUUUGACUCUCCUCACCAGACCAACACAUCGUUCCAGCUUUCAAUACUUGACGACUCCCUCUCAGAGCCAGAUGAGUACUUCCAUGUAAAUCUAACUGAUGUUCAAGUCCUUAACCCGAUCUUGGCUUGGGCAGAAGUGUCUCCUCGCCUCAACCCUCAGCACAGCGCAGCCACUGUCACCAUUUUGUCCAGUGACGUGACUGGUGGAGUUUUGAGUAUUGGACCUGGACUGGUCCAGGUAGCGGAGGACAGGGAUGAGGAGACCCAGCAGGACCGGAGGGUGGUUCUGAGGGUGCGCAGGUCGGACAGUGUGGCAGGGGAUGUGAGGGUUCGGGUCCAGGCCUAUGGAGGUGUCACGACUCCUCUUCCCUUCGCUCUCGAACCUGUCGGGAUCCUCGCAAAGGAGCAAGAGGACUUCCGCUUGGAGUCCAAUAUAGUGUCACUGCAGGAAGGGCAGAAUGAGACAGAGGUUAUCCUCCUCAUCCUCGACGACUCAGAGCCCGAGGGACAGGAAGUAUUCUUCAUAUACCUCAUUGAUCCGGAGGGAGGAGCACAAAUCACGGACCGACAGGAUGAGGGGUUUGGAGCUUUUGCAAAGAUCACUAUCCUUGGGAGUGACUUCCAGAAUGGCAUUAUAGGGUUUAGUUUUAAUUCUCUGACGGGCCAAGUACUGGAAGAGGAUUCAGAGAACAGAACUGCUGUCCUCUACCUGCAGAGACAAGAAGACAGAGUCUUUGAGGAUUUGCAGGUCUUUUGGAGAGCUACGUUUAACAAAGCAGCUCCGACUCUUGUCAGCAAUGGAGUGAACCUAACCACACAGCUGCUGCACACCUCUGGAACUGCACUGUGCAGGAGAGGAGCGGUGAUAUGUGCUCUUACUCUGGAGGUCCAUGAUGAUGAGGAACCAGAGAUCCAGACUUGGUUCCUGGUGGAGAUUUAUCAGGUGGGUGCUGGAGCUGCCAUUAACGAAACCACUCGUUUCGCCAACAUCACCCUGGCAGAGAGCGACGACCCACAAGGCAUUGUGUUCUUCUCUGUGGGCCACAGACAUCCCAUCGCCACGCUGACGACCACAAGGCUCAGUCUGCAGAUCUACAGACAAGCGAGCACAGCUUCAGCCAUGUCUGUACAAUACCGCACACGGGAGCUCCUGAGGGAUGAGGUGGUGGGGCCCUCCCUCAUCCGGCCCGCUAAAGCAGGGAUGGACUUUCCUAGACAAGAGGGUCGGAUAACCUUCGCUGUCGGCCACCACAACACAACGCUGGACAUUUACCUCACUCCGGACCUCGCCUCGUCCCUGCCCACACCGAAGCGCUUCCAGGUGGAGCUUUACAACGCUACAGGGGGCGCCAGAGUGCACCCUCAGUUCGGGCUGGCGAAUGUGACCCUGGUGUCAGAUGCUGCGAGUGAAGCGAUGUGGGUUUUACUCGACCAAUUACAUCAGCCUCUGGGCCCAGAUAUAUUAAACAAGGUGCUGCAAGCGCUGAUCAACAAAGUCACUCCGCCUCUGAAUCGUGAGCAGAUGACGGCCGUGCUCGAAGCUCUGGGGAAGGUGCUCGAAGAGGCGGAGAGGACUCCUUUCCAGGAGAGCAGCCGGAACUUGACCUACGACCUGCUGUGCUCUUUGGCCAAUCCUACUAGAGUCGACACCCGCGGCCUCAGCCACCUUGCCGAGGUGGCUGAGCGAUUUGCUUUCUCCCUCCUCACCCACAGCCAGUGUGCGAUAAGGGGUACCAUCCUGGAAACGUGUCCGUAUAUGACCAUCUCUGCCUUCCAGUGGUACCCAACACAAAUCAAUGGGCACAAGUUCAGGGGCCGUAACUCAGACUUCUUCCAGCUCCCAGACACACUGUUGGCUGUACCAGCAGCCCUGACUCCCGACUGUGGCAACCUCAGCCGGAUCCAGCAGACCGAGUUCAGAACUGAACACUGGUUCAUCAGCAACAAUACAACCACUGCUCUCAAUGGAAAGGUGUUCUCAGUCAGCCUCCAGGACAGAGGGUCACGACCUUUAGAGGAUGGGAAUGAGGUGGUGUAUCGUAUCCACACCCCUGGUCAGCAAGUGAAACCAGGCCGGUCUCUGUGCCUUCUCUGGAACCAGACCACUGCAAGCUGGUCAUCAGAUGGUCAGCACUGCAGGGUGGUGAAAGAGAGUGGGAGCUAUGUGGAAUGUGCCUGCUCCCACUUGUCUGUCUACACAGCCUACGCAGAGUUUGCCACCCUUGCAUCCUACAACGAGGCCUUCUACGCUUCAGGAUUUAUUUGCAUCUCAGGCUUUGCAUUGGCCAUCAUAUCCCAUGUGCUCUGCUCCCGUUUCCCAAUGUUUGCUGCCAAACUGCUCACCCACAUGAUGGUGAGCUGCCUCGGAACCCAGAUCUGUUUACUGGUCUCAGCUUUCCGGGGCCGGAUGUUUUCAGAGGACAGCUGUGCUGCUCUGGCACUCUUCUCUCACUACUUCCACCUCAGUCAGUUCUUUUGGAUGCUCAUACAGGCCGUGAACUUCUGGCAAGUGCUGGUGAUGAAUGACGAGCACACCGAGCGCCGCCACCUGCUCUACUUCCUGUUGGGCUGGGGACUUCCUGCCCUCGUCAUCAUAGUCCUGGUUAUCGUGUUGCUCGGCGGCUUCGGGUGGACGAUACACGCCGUGUACGGACUGGUGCAAGGAGAUGUGUGCUUUAUCCCCAACAUCUACGCGGCUCUGAGCACGGCCGUGCUGGUGCCUCUCAUCUGUCUGGUAGCUGUGCUGGUCGUGUUCAUCCAUGCCUACCAGGUUACUCAGCAGUGGAAGGCUUACGAUGACAUUUAUCGUGGACGCACCAACAGCACAGAGGUGCCGCUUGUCCUCUACCUGUUCCUGCUCAUCUCUCUGGUGUGGCUGUGGGCGGGGCUGCAUAUGGGCUACAGGUCCCUGUGGAUGCUCAUCCUCUUCGUCAUCUUUAACUGCCUCCUGGGGCUGUAUGUGUUUGCCGUGUACUUCGUCAUGCACAACCAGCUGUGUUGGCCGACUAAAGCCAGUUACACUGUGGAGAUGAACGGCCACGACUCGCCCGACUCUACGUACCAGGGAGGGGGACCCACCACUGUAGGGGGCGACAUCAGCAAAUCAACCCAGAAUCUCAUCAGCGCCAUGGAGGAGGUGUCAGCAGACUGGGAGCGAUCAUCUCUGCGGCACAGCAGUCAGCACAGCAGCGUGUUUAAACCCAGCCCUAUGAUGGGGACCUACACCACAGAGGGAGGUUUCAUCAACACCAACAUGGUCACCACUGACGAGGAGUCACAGGACUUUGAUGACCUCAUAUUUGCCUUAAAAACUGGGACCGGCCUUAAUCUCAGCGAUAGCGAGUCCAUCCCCGGAAGCCACGACGGCAGAAGCAUGAGCAACUCCCAGAUCGUUGAGCUGAGACGAAUCCCGAUCGCAGACACACACCUCUAACCUUCUCACCUCACACACGUCCCAUGUCCUCUAUUCUUCUGAUCAGAGGGAAAAAUUACAACCCAGUAUUUUUAUAUCACAAAAUGCUUUUGCACUAAAAAAAACCUUUUUUAAUGGAACAUUUCCAUAUAGAUGUUUGAU